AAAACAACGCCACCGGUGGUUCCUAAGAAACCCUCCUUGGAGCCUUGGAAAACCUCCACAAUUCCCAUCGCCGUAAUAUGCUUGUCCGCUUUGUGCGUCCCUUUCCUCGAUUUCUUCUAUACACGCCGCAACCAAUUCCCUUUUUUCGUUUUUGUUCGUAGAACACAACCAAUUCCUCUUCAUCUUUGUCCUUUGCAUUUGCAGCUCCUAUAUAAAGCAUCCAUGGAAAAGCGCAAGGUCCGCAUGCAAAAGCGCGGGAGAGUGGUGUACCGUAGUACCCUCGGUGCUUUCUGGUGCGUGCUUACUGCGCAGCAGCUGCUAGCUAACUAGCUCCGGAGUACUUGGAGAUCAUAGGGGAGACGACGACGACGACGGUGAUGGCUGCCUCGCCGUUCCCCACGGUGGAGAAGUGCUCCUCCACCGACCGGUCCGGCGACACGGUGGUGGCGGACCUGGACGGCACGCUGCUGUGCGGCCGGAGCUCCUUCCCGUACUUCGCGCACAUGGCGUUCGAGACCGGCGGCGUGCUGCGCCUGCUGCUGCUCAUCGCGCUGGCGCCGCUCGCGGGCCUCCUCUACUACUUCGUGUCCGAGCCGGCGGGCAUCCAGGUGCUCAUCUUCGCGUCCAUGGCGGGGGCCAGGGUGGCCGACAUCGAGGCCGUGGCGCGGGCGGUGCUGCCCAAGUUCUACUGCGCCGACCUCCACCCGGAGUCGUGGCGCGUCUUCUCGGCGUGCGGCCGCCGGUGCGUGCUCACCGCGAACCCGCGGAUCAUGGUGGAGGCGUUCCUCAAGGAGUACGUCGGCACGGACGUCGUCGUCGGCACGGAGCUCGUCGUGUGGCGAGGCCGCGCGACGGGGCUGGUGCGCUCCCCGGGCGUCCUGGUCGGCGAGCAGAAGGCGGACGCGCUCCGGAGGACGUUCGGCGACGACGUCGCGCCCGAGGUCGGCCUCGGCGACAGGAAGACGGACUACCCGUUCAUGAGGCUGUGCAAGGAGGGCUACGUCGUGCCGGCGACGCCCAAGCUGAAGCCCGUGCCGCGCGAGAACCUGCCGAAGCCGGUGGUCUUCCACGACGGGCGGCUCGUCCAGAAGCCGUCCCCGGCGCUCGCGCUGCUCACCGUGCUCUGGAUCCCGAUCGGGUUCCUGCUCGCGUGCCUGCGCAUCGCCGCGGGCGCGCUCCUGCCGAUGCGCAUGGUGUACCACGCGUUCCGCGCCCUCGGCGUCCGUGUCACCAUCAGGGGAAACCCUCCGCCGCCGGCAAGCCGCGAGACGGGCCAGACCGGCGUGCUCUUCAUCUGCUCCCACCGCACCCUCCUCGACCCCAUCUUCCUCUCCACCGCCCUGGGCCGCCCCAUCACCGCCGUCACCUACUCGGUCUCGCGGCUGUCGGAAAUUCUGUCGCCAAUCCGCACGGUGCGCCUGACCCGAGACCGCGCGGCGGACGCGGCCAUGAUCCGGCGGCUCCUGACCGAGGGAGACCUGGUGAUCUGCCCGGAGGGGACGACGUGCCGGGAGCCGUUCCUGCUGCGUUUCUCGGCGCUGUUCGCGGAGCUGACGGACGAGAUCGUGCCGGUGGCGAUGGAGAACCAGAUGAGCAUGUUCCACGGGACGACGGCGCGAGGGUGGAAAGGGCUGGACCCUUUCUACUUCUUCAUGAACCCGAGCCCCGGGUACGUGGUCACGUUCCUCAACAAGCUCCCAGCAGAGCUCACCUGCAAUGGCGGCGGCAAGAGCAGCCACGAGGUGGCCAACUACAUCCAGCGGCUCAUCGCGUCCACGCUGUCCUACGAGUGCACCAACUUCACACGGAAGGACAAGUACAAGGCGCUCGCUGGCAACGACGGCACCGUCGUGUCCAAGCCCAACAUUGACAAGAACAAGGUCAUGGGCUGCUAGUUUAGCGCACUGUGGAAGCCUAACGGGCCUCGGAUUAAAAGGCCUAUAAUAAUGCGGGCUUCCGUGCUACAUAUUUUCCGUACCUGCGUCUGUUUUUACUCAAAAAGAAAAAGAAGGAAGAAGAUACCUGCGUCUGUUUUGCUAAAAAGAAGAUACCUGCGUCUGUAAUCGUUUUUCCUUUUUGAACAGAAUGGAGCUAUUAUAUUAAAACUCA
Molecule: messenger RNA, 2109 nt
Organism: Sorghum bicolor (sorghum)
Lineage: Eukaryota; Viridiplantae; Streptophyta; Magnoliopsida; Poales; Poaceae
Product: glycerol-3-phosphate 2-O-acyltransferase 6
Exons: 2
Coding region: 378-1895 (505 amino acids)
Biological process (GO): cutin biosynthetic process
Cellular component (GO): membrane
Molecular function (GO): glycerol-3-phosphate 2-O-acyltransferase activity; phosphatase activity
Source: RefSeq, a predicted model, not a curated record